AUGUACAUUCUUAAUGACUGUUUUGCCCAAACUGUCCAGGUUGGUACUGUGACGGUUCCUAAUAUUAUCCCUAUUAUAUCUAUUGAAAUUCUAUUGCAUGGUUAUGCAAAUUUGUACUGCUUUAAUCUUUAAUGACUACUAUUAAGUUAGUUCACUCUCAUUUACUGAAUAUUAAGUUAGCUCGCUCUCAUUUACUGAAUACUUAAUUUGCUCACUCUUAAUCACUCUCGGCCGCUCUCAAAAAGCCGGGUCGAACGGUCGGUAUAUUACUUCUCAGUUAGGCAAUUAAUUUUUUCUAUGACAAGCACAUUUGUUUUUCGAAACCUAAUGACAUGCUAGCUUUUAAAUAAUGUAUUUUGCUUCUAUCAUCUCACAAAAUGACUUUUUAGAAAUCGACCAGAAUUUGUUUAUUUCCGUGUAUAACUUUUCUUUUAAUGUAUAUUCAGAAAAGUAUGCUGAUCCAGCCUAUUUUGGAAUUUCAUAUGGCAGUUCAUCGCGAGCCGAAACCGUAAGUGCUAAAAUGCUUGGUUUACGUAAAAUAUUGCCGUUAAUUUAUCAUAUAGUCUACCAAGAUAUGACGAUUUCUCGCGAGUCUUCAUGUGAUAUCUCGUGUGAAACUAAUAUAAUUAGAAAAGACGAAGAGAAAUUCCGCUCUGCGCGCAAAAUUCCGCCUAGUUGUCUGAGUUUAUGUUAAUUUGCAGACAUUUGAAAACAUUUUUUUGUUUACUUUUUUUAUAAUCGACAGCCACCGAUCAACUCAAGAACUGGUUGUAUUGCCAACGGUUGUGUUGGAGAAUGUCUAAAUGCGUCUGACAUUGCUGCGCCAUUGGAUGUGCAAGAUGUAAGUUUUAAUAUCGCGCAAUUCACUGUACGGCGAUAAGAUCUGCUUUUAGGAUAAAAACCGAGAGAGAUAGUUUUCAUUGAAAUUUAACACUAUAAUUGCGCAGCAUGAGGUCUUGAUUUUCAAUAAAUAAUUUUGUCCUGUAUAUAUAAUUCUAAAUAUCACGAUUUGGGGCAUGUCACUCCCAUAAUUCCAGCUAUAGACCAAAUUUUGAUCUAGACAAGAAGGACGAAAUCCAACAGCACAGCUAGAAAGAGCGACUAAUUAGAAUGAGUAAAACUGCAAUGAUUGGUUGCUAUAUGGUGUAAAAUGAAGAAAAUAUGGCCCCGUGAAGUUCGCAAAUUUUGUACAUAUUUGUAUUACGCGUGGUAAAAAUGGCCACUUUCCGCUCAAAAAUGGUUAUUCUUACCGCGCGUAAUACAAAUAUAUACAAAAUUUGAGAACUUCACAGAGCUAUAUUUUCUUCAUUUUACAAAAUUUAGCAACCAAUCCUUGCAAUUUUACUCAUUCUAAGACGCGCUGUCUAGCUGUAAUGUUGGAUUUUGUUCUUCUUGCCUUGAUCAAAAUUUAGUCUAUAGCUAGAACUGCAUAUAGCAUUUUAUACAUUUAUUAGAACUAUCCAUGCAGGAGCAGUUGCGAAAAAUAUAACUAUAGAGCGUUCGCACAUGACGUCACAGCCGCCAUGUUGGCGUUCCAAUUCAAAAGUAUAUUAAUUAGACUCUUUUGUCUGGAACACCAACAUGGCUGCCAUGGCUUUUGCCGAGUUGGUCCGUGGGAAAUGAGUACAUGCAAACGCUCCAUACGCGCUGUCAACUGCAUGAGGUGCCUGGAAUCCUGAUGUUUAUUCAUACACCUGACAUCGGCAUCACCUUAGUAUGUACAGCUCAGCGAUGUUUUGCUAAUUGUAGAAGUGGGGCGACGCUCUUGAAAAUCAAAUGGGCGUGGUCACUCGAUUGGGCAUGGCCUCAUGCAUAGUAAACACGCUGUCGCAAUAGCACAUACGCUGUCGCAAUAGCUUAAUCUUUGAGAUGGAUUUAGCAGAACAUGAUACCUAAAAAACACCUAGCUUGCUCGCAGUAGAUGCCAAAAAGUAAAUAAAACCACGUUGACUUUCGAAUUUCGAUGAUGGAAUUAGCGCUAUGCGAGCACUGAGUAUGCAGCAAGCUGGCAACUCGGCAACUUUGCAAGUUAAAUAUGACAUUUACGCGAGUAACUAAAUAAGCUUAGGUAAUAAAUAUCCUUGAAUUUUUCCCAUUUAAUCAUGUUAAUGUUCUUAUUGAUCAUGAAUCAUUUUAUGUUCCGAUUGAUCAUUUUAAUGUUUAAUGACUUAUUUCGCGAUAGAGUAAUUAUAUCCUGCUGGGCUGCUGCCUGACGUUAUCCGCGCUUGUGACAAUAAGUACUUAUCUAUGCGGACGUGAAUUAUCAGACUCUUUUGUGCUAGUCUGCUAGAAUUUUCUGCAAGUAUAUCAAGUUUCAGGGAGAUUAAAAUAGUGAGAAAGUUACGUUCGAAAGUAUUUCUACGUAGGAUGCGAAGCAGUUAUUGUAUAAAAAAUAACACGUAUGUAGUACAACGUUUGUACAAGUGAUAGCCAAAAUUAUUUGGACGGUGUCAAACGGCGUUCACUGAGUUUCGCUCAUAUUUAAUCCCUGCCAGGGGGAACGCCGGUUCCCCCAUGUUUGGUUUUGGCAGAGGGGACGCCGUUCCCCUGGUAAGAAAGGUGGGGAACGGCGUUCCCCCGCGUCCCCCCUGGAAAACAUCACUGGUACAGCUAUUUUAAUUAAGGUUAACGUUGUUCCCCAGCAAUGAAAUUAAUUUUUAGCGAUUCCUAGCAAGCCUUUCGCGCUCGUAUAUAUUCGACUUUUCCGCUUUGCUGGGGACAACCUUAAUUGAAAUAGCUUUAUAUAUACAUCAACUUGCCAUUAAUUAGACCUCGAAAACUGGCCUCUGUAGCUCAAGUGGUUAGAGCACUGUACCGGAAUUGUAUGGCCGCAGGUUUGAUUCCCUCCAGAGGGCCAAUAUAGUUGCAUUUUUCGCGACUACUACUAUCUGGUUAGGUCUAAUGAAUGUAUAAGAUUUACAAAAUUUUAUUUCUACAAUGUAUACCGCACCCUAUACUUGAAAUUUGUUUCUGCAAUGUAUACCACACCCAUUUUCCAUCUUUCUCAAUUAAUUUUGCUUAAAUCUUAGAUCUUACUCAUCAGAUAAAUUGAUCUUAUUUCUUGUUCCAAGGACGUUAAGAUUGGACUGUAAUAUUCCUAGCAGCAUCUUUAGAUUUUAGCAAAUUAAAGCGAGAGCUUAAAGCACUUGUGACCUGUCCGAAUAAUCUAUGCAUGCAAUUAUUCAACAGCAACAAAGAGUAUCUGUGUCAAGAUGUUGCAGAUGUUUUUUAUUGCAAAUAUUUAUUGGAACCACAAGCUGCUGACCAAUAGUCUGAUGGGAUGACAUAUUUGAUUUAAAGGGCAUAUGACUCGAAAAUUGACGGUGUUAUUUUUUAGUCUUGUUUGAAAGAUAAUUGAAAACUGCAGAUAACUUCUUUGACAGAUUUUUGUUUUCUUGCUUCGUUUCGGAGAUAUUUCAUUUUGUAUGAUUUGAAGAACCAACUUUCUACGUCACACAUGCAUAAUGACUUACUUUAAAAUGUUAUAUAAUUUCGUCACUAUCAAAUAAAUUCGCCCAAAAUGAAUGAUGAGCACGAGAUUUGUCCACAACACAAGCACUUGAUUGGCUUCGCUAUUUCCAUUUCGCAACGGAGUAGAAACGAAUUCAACUACCCGGCGAAGAAAAAUAUUUUGCAGAAACAUUCCAAAAUCAUGUUGCGCAUGCGUUCAACCUUUUCGCGCGAAAUUUUUCGCAUUUCGCUCGUCGUGGAAUCCUAGCUUUAUGUGGACUUUUCUCGCAGAUUUCGGCCGAAAUGCGACCCAAAAUGGCGGCGUGAGAAAGGCUAAUUUCCAUCUACAAAAUCAUACAGCCAUUAUUCAAUCGAAUCAUGACUUACUUUUGAUACUUUUCCAUAAAGGUGGAAACCUUGAUGACGUUUCAAAGAAGUUUUUAAAUUCAAAUUGACUUAAAUUGCUUAAAAACAGUUUUAAAUUUUAAUUAAAUAGAGUGCGCGUGUGGUACAGUAGUUCCGACGCCCCUGGGAAUACUAUUAUAUUACUGUUAAUUUUAAGAACUCAAAAGUAAUUUAUACUUAAUUUAUGACUAUAGGGAACGGGUUAUUUUAUCAAAGAAUUUAUUCCUGCAUCGUCUUCUGAUAUCCUGAAAUUAUCCGAACUUCAAUUUCCUUCAUUGGCUGUUAUUACUGAACGAAUUGUCCAUGAUGAAAAACUGGAAUUGGUAUGAUAAAUUUUGAGUGAUACUACCUAAUACUUCUACAAUUUCUAAGAAUUCUUCAAUUUAAGCGGAUUGUCUCUUGUGCAUCUUAACGAUCAAUUGUUUCGGUCAUUUCAAACGAAUCUUAAAAAGGUCAAAAUCGAAAUCAGUUAUGUAAGUUGUUUUCUCGAACCAUAAAGCAGCUUACAAACUCGAUGCAACAAUUAUUUAAUGAAGGAUAUUAAUUCAUGUAAGGUUAUUCGCACUUUAUAAACUAGGCAAUAUAUACCAUAUAUAAUUACAUCUAGUCUUGCAGAUUCCCUAUAGCUUAUGCAUGCAACGUGCAGUGAUAAAAAGUUCAUAUAUACAAUUUGGUACGGCUUAAUUAGUUUCAGGAAAAACAUGUUACAGGUCUGCAAACAAGUUGUUACAAGUCUGUUCAUAAGCUGUCGUCAAGUUGUGUUUGUACUGCUUGUUCCCAGUUGUUGUAACAAGUUUGGAACAAGCUGUUAACAACUUGUAACAAACUUGAUGUUGUUAACAGACUUAUCACAAGGUUGUUUUAAAAGUCUGGUAUAGUCAUUAUAAUCCCCGAGCCGGCGGCGCGAAGCGCCGUGCGAGGGUACUAAUUUCCCCCGGCUAUUUACACCCGGGGAAACGAAAGCAUUAGCGAAGUUUAAAGUUCAUCAAUGAGCGCGGGCGUCGGUCACCAACGAUGGGUGGUCAUCCUCACUGAUCUCAAAAAUAUGGCGGACUGUCAUGAAUAACGGACACUGAUUGGUCCAAUUUAAAGUUUGCAUUAUAACGGCUGCAUGACGAACAGCGAAAUAACAAACAUUUCUUGAUUUGAUGAGUUGAUGAUUGAUAAAUUUCUUGCAAAUAUUCUUCAUUUUUGCUCGUAUUUCUGCAAGAUUUUGUAAAUUUCAAGAAUGAAAGGGCGAAAUAAUCAGCUAAAAGAAGGGAGCCGACGUUAACGAAGGUAAGUUUACUUUAAAUAUUGAUUUUAUAAUGGCUUUAAAACCCGACGGCCUUUGCGUAUAUGAAACAACUAAACAAGAUAGCAUAUAAUUUCAGUGUAUCUUUAAUAUUGAUUCCCUUUUUUAUUAUAUUGAAUUUUUUAAAUAAAAAAUAAAGCAAAGUUAUUUGCAAGCGAGAAUUUGAAAUCAUUUUAUUGCAAACUCAAAGUUUAUCGAUAAAGCCAUUUAAUAGUUAAAGGCAGUUUAGUUUUAUAAAGAACACUUUAAAACGUUUUGUGAAUUGUUUGUGGUUGAAUUUUACCUUAAAUUGAAGCUUGUAUUACGUAGAUACAUACCUAACAUAUAUAUGUUGGGAAAUUGAUAAUUUUGUAAUUAAAAGUGAUAUUUUUAGGCGAUUUUCAUUUGUAAGAAUAUUCUUAAAAAAUUAUCGUGUUACCAUGACAACUACUUUAGAUACUUCAUGUUCGGAAAAUACAACGGUUUUGUCAGCAAGGCGAGGGUUUCUGCAUGCAUGUAUUUUCUAGUAUAUAGGUACUAGGUAGUGACAAUUAAUAAUGGUAAUUGCACAGCUGAGUGGAGUGCAAUUUGGUCUGAAAUCAAACGCGUGAUUACAAAAUCACAGGACCGCGAAGCUGGGGUGCGAUUUGUAAUCACAAGUUUUGAUUUCAGACCAAAAUUGCACGACACGAAGUGCAAUUUCCACUUUAUGAUAUUCAUUUUAAAAUCUUAAUUUUAAACAAUUUUGUAAAACGGAAACAGUUUUUUUAAAAAAGCUCCUGUUACUACCCUAAAUGCCGUAGCGUAGCAACAAGCGAACAAAUUGAACUUUCUUUAAAUCUCGAAUCGUUUUACCAAAAAAUGAAGAAAUUUACAAGAACUAAAAGACAACCAAUGUAAGUUUAAAAAAUACUAUAUUGGUUUAACAUUAAUGCAAUAUAAUUUUAAUGCAGUUUGUUCAUUCAAACGACAUCAACAAGUUAUACGAUGUACGGAUUAUCUUGUUUGUUUUUCUUCCUGUCGCUUUAUCAAGUUGCUUUUUGUUGGUAUUUUCGCCAUGUUUCACAAAGAUUUUUUCCUAAUAUGUCCAUAAUCAUUUGGGCAUUGUUCAACAGUUUUUAUAUGCAAAAGAUUGGCCAUCAUAUUGGCAAUACUCUGAUUUUUUUAUUUUACCCAAUUUGCCAGAUCAAAUUUUUCUUAAAAUUGACAGGCUAUAAAAUGAUUCUAAACUUUACUUUGAUUGGCUAGCUAAGAUCACCACUUCAAUAUGAUUGGUUUAAAAAAUUAUGCGAUUACCACUCAUACUGAUGCAAGCAAAGCUCAAAAUAGUGCGAUGACAGCUCUAAAAUAAUGCAAUUUGGGCCGUCAUCACACUUUUCUUAUCCAAUCAGAUUGCUCGAAUCGCGCGUGAUUUCAAAAUAAAUAUAAUAAAUAUUGUUAUUUCAUAACUGCAUCGGACUUGUUAAUAAUAAUAAUAUGACUUUAUUUAAGCACGAUAAUUUUUAAAGCAUAAGCUUGUGGAGUCGUGCACUUAGAGAUAUAUACAAAAGUUAUGAAUUACAUAUAAGAAUUAAUUAUACUAUCUAUUUACUAACUAUGUCUAUAAAAAGACAAAGUCUUUGAAGGUGACAACCUUGCAACAAGUCUGAUUAUAUCAACGAUUAUGGUUGUUAUAAGUUGUUAAACAGCAGCCUAGACCUAGGCCUUCUAGUCUUAUUUACAUUUUUUUAAUAUUCAGCGCUUUUUCACAUGAAAAGACUGGGACUAGAUGAUUUGGGGGCGGGGCGGAGGAAGCAAGCCUAGAAGGCCUAGUGGAUUUCCCAACAACAAGGCCAAAACUGCCCUGAAACUGCUCUGGUUGCGAAAUGCCCAAUUAUUGCGUUCUCAAACAGAAUUAUUUGCAACUUAACGCGAAUUUAAACCGAUACAGGUAAAAUAAACUCAUUUAUAGUAUAAACUUACUAUUUUUAUUUGUAUACACGUCUAGAAAAUCGGGGUUUUUAUCAUAAAGUUCGAAGCAACACUAUUAUUUAAUAUGUUGACAAGGUGUAGCGAAAGCACAAAAUGAGUCAAAAUAUAUACCAAAAGUAGAAUCUUUCAUGAAAUUUUGUCUUAUACACAACUACGUACAUUAGUAUAUAUAUUUUCUCAAUUUUGGCAAGAAGCAGUCUUGUGUUUGUAAAAUAUACAAACACAUAUACAAUUAUAAUUUAUUAAAUAAAACGGAUACAUAUAUUAUUAGCCCGUACAGUACUGUAUAUAAAAACGUACAUUGUUUACUAUGGGUAUAUCCGUAAUAUUUGAACAAUAAUUUCAAAAUCCUCAUUCCCAAUUCGCAAAUAUAGCUAUUCAAAGCAAAACAGUAGAUUGUCUUGCGAAUAAAAGAAUUAUUAUUUUGUGCUUUCGCUUCACCUUGUCAACAUAAUAAUAGUGUUGCUUCAAACUUUAUGAUAAAAAACCCGAUUUUCUAGACGUGUAUACAACUAAAAAUAGUAAGUUUAUACUAUAAAUGAGUUUAUUUUACCUGUAUCGGUUUAAAUUCGCUGUUAAGUUGCAAAUAAUUCUGUUUGAGAACGCAAUAAUUGGGCAUUUCGCAACUAGGGCAGUUUCAGGGCAGUUUUGCCCUUGUUGUUGGGAAAUCCACUAGGCCUUCUAUUUUUUCGCUUGCGUCAGGCUUGUGUCCUUCCUCCGCCCCGCCCCCAAAUCACCUAGUCCCAGUUUUUUCAUGUGAAAAAGCGCUGAAUAUUAAAAAAAUAUAAAUAAAAAUAGAAGGCCUAGGUCUAGGCUGGUUAAACAGCUUGUCCCAAACUUGUUGACAAAUUGAGACAAGCAGUGCGAACACAACUUGUUGACGGCUUGUUGGAAGACUUGUUACAAGAUAAAAGAUUUUUGCGUAUACAUAACGACUCGAUUGACUUCCAGUUGGCGUCCUUGUGGUAAAAAAAGUCGCAUGCUUAGGGGUUCUGUCAAUUAAUUCAUUAUAUAUGUGCCAAUUGUGUUACUAAAUGAACGCGUAUUAUUUUUAAGAUCACAGAAGUUGGUGAUAUGGGAACCUUGGAAGAAUUUAUCAAGUCAUUUGGAUGUCCUGUAGAAGAUGCUAUUACAUAUCUAUCACAAAUUGGGGAGGCCGUGUUGUUUCUGCACAACAGGAGAUUCAUACAUCGAAAUCUGCGAGCAGCAUCUAUCUUUAUUGAUUCGAAUGGAAAUGUGAGUCAAUUUUUUAAUGCUUGUACGGUAGUUUUCAUUAAAGUGCCUAUAUCACUUGUGGGACCUUUAUGGACUUGAAAAGAGCGUAAAAAGUUAGUUAAUAAGUUCAAAAGAAUUUUUUGUUUUAGUGCAAUAGUUUUGAAGAUAUAGUCCUUUAAACAACGGACUGUUCCUGAGUCCCAGCCUCCUGGGCUCUAAACACGGCUAUUGAAUUUCGCCUUUAAUUUUCGAAACUGUCCAUUGUCAAUAGGAGCCUGAGACUCAGGAACUGUAGGUAGUUUAGAGGCCUGUAUCUUCGAAAUUAUUGCACUAACUCAAAAAAAUCUUUUGAACUUAUUAACUACCUUUUUGCGCUCUUUUCAAAUCCAUAAAGGUCCCACAAGUGAUAUAGGCACUUUAAAUUAGCGUGCGAACAUUUUGUUGACACAUAACUGAUUACACAUGCAUGAGUGGAUGUAUAUAUAACUUAGCUCGAGUGUAUAUGACUUAGUCUUGUAGUAUUCGUACCAGGGUUACAGGAAAUGGGCUUAUACUUUUCCACUAGAGAACUAUAUUUUUUGCUAUUUUCACCUUUAUUACAUUCGUUUUGAAAUCAAUGGUGUUUUCUGCCAUUUGAUUGGCUCCUAAUAGUGCGAUUUCACCAAAAAUUGCAGUCAUAGCAUUAUUAGCAGUGCGAUUCGUGGUAAAAAUCGUGACCCUUUUUUAAUCAAUCCGGUGCUAACCUCUGCCAACUAAUCAAAUUUAAUCAUAUGAUUAAACCAGCCAAUCAUUUUUAAGAAAAAUGUGAUAUGGCAAAUCCGCAAAUGGGCAAAAUAAAAAAAAUCAAUACGCCAUAAGUUUAGUACUUUUGACCACUAGGGCGAUUUUUGGACAUGAAAACAAGAAAUAUGGAUAGUUAAAUUAUCAAUAGGAAAACGGGGUUAGAAUCUUUUAUGAAACAAGCUCAAAAUGUCAACAAAAUCAACUUUAAAGUAUUGGGCAUGACAAGAUAAAGUUAUCUUUUGUAGUUUCCAUGUAUCAACCCACAUAUCCCCACUAAAACUAUAUAAAAUUUUUCGUAAGACUUUUAAUAUGUCUAAACUUACUUGUACUGUCUUUUAUUCUUCAUUACAACCUUUCUCUUCAGAAUUUGUGCGAUAAAAAAAUUGAAAUUACUUCGAAUUGUUGCAACGCAACGGCAUUAAUGGAUAUAUGGAACGGAGAGGGAUGUGUUCUUUGUAAACAAGAAUAAUGUUUAAUUGUGGCUUGCAAGAAGGUUUUAUAUUUCAAAAUGAAUGUGGUAAAGCGGAUGUUCGUGUCGCGUAAUUUUGGUCUGAAAUUGCACUCCGGCUUCGUGCAGAUCGUGCAAAUUUGUAAUCACGCGUUUGAUUCCAAACCAAAAAUACACGAUACGAAGUUCAAUUACUAUUAUUAAUAUUUGAGUAAACAAGUAAUCAUUUUAUUUCUGCGGAAGAUGUGACUAAAUUUAGUGUUAAUUGUAGACAAAACUGGCAUGUCUUGGACGAGUAAGAAAGGUGAAACCUAAUCCGGACGACCUGUUUUCCACAAUGCCAAUCAAGCUUUCAAUGUCUGACGAUUCUCUGAGAUGGUAGGUGAAUUUGUUUAAAGAACUCUAACCCAGAUAUACCCUGUGCUCUGACUAUCUCAGAUACAUCUUCCCGAUUAUUUAAUACCCCCCCCCCUCUAGAAUUUGACUUUUAAAAAAAUAAAUAAUCAAAUGCUUGGUAGGGGCUGGGAGAUAGAAACCACAGUAAAAUGUCCUGCCAUAUGGCAGUCAUGGUUCUCCAAAUUUUGUUUAAUAUAUUAUUUAACAAGUUUAUUCAAUGAAAUGUUAUAGAAAUUGACUGGUGUUUUCCAACAAAACCCCGAAUAAUAAUUGUGAUGUUCCGUAGCUAGCUCAGCCACAUGUUAUAGCUCAACUGUAAUUUAUAAUUAUCCCGACUCUGAAUUUACUUUUUGGACUAAAAACAAACGUCGCGCAUACGACUCCCCCCAUGGUUAGUUUACCUGGUGUCGUCAUAGUCAGAGUAUCAUCAUCUACAAUGGUUUAUCCAAUAUGUUACUUUCGUCCCUAAGCAUUAGUUACAUUCUUUUUAGGAGUUCACCAGAAGUAAUCACUGAUGGAAUGUUCUCCAAAGCUAGUGACGUGUGGGCGUUUGCAGUGUUGAUAUGGGAGAUAUUCACUCUCAUUGACAAAGAUCUUGAUGAAAGCGAUGAAGAAAUAUCACAUCUUCCCUACCAUCAACUGACAUCCAAGGACUUGGUGAAUUUACUUCUAUUUUUGUUAUGUAAUACGUGCACUGUUAAUUUCAGGGAGUUAACUUAACUCCGGUGGAGUUAUACUGUACCUCAAUUAACUCCAAAUGAGGAGUAAAAUUAGGUUCAGAAUAAUACCACUGGUGUUAAAUUAACUCCCUGAAAUUUACAGUGUGCCAUACACUUAUUCGAUCGAGUGAUAAUCUUGAGAAAGAACAAAAACUUUCAGAAAAUCAUUUACCGAGACGUUCAAUACAAGUUUACAACGAUGUCCCACCUAUAGCGGGGUGUAUACUUCUAAGGGAAUAUGCGAAAGAUUUGACCAUUUGCAGUGACGUGGGAAGCAUCAAAAGAUUGGGGUGUACCGGUUUCUAGGGCACUUUUGGAAAUGAAGAGGGAACUUAAAACACUUUUCCCAGAAAUGUUGGUGAGGGGGGGGGGGGAUUUUCCCGUCGUACCACAUUUUAUACUUAAUAUAAUCCAUUUCUUGUGUUGGUGUAAUGUACUCAGGUGAAUAAGAUGCUUGUGAUUUUACUCUGAGUGUAUAUUCACACCGUGCCGGCUUGAAAAAUAUGCCUGGCCACGGUGGGAUUCGAACCUACGACCUCUGGAAUACUAGUCCAAUGCUCUGCCGACUCAGCUAUGCGGUCAGGUCUGUUCGAGUAUGUGAUAUUUCGAAACUGAGUCUAAGUUCCUUCGAUAAUGUAAUCUAUAGUAAUGACCUGAUCUGACCGCGUAGCUUAGUUAGCAGAGCAUUGGGCUAGUAUUCAUUUGGGUCGUAGGUUCGAUUCCCACCGUGGCCACGCAUAUUUUUCAAGCCUGCCCGAUGUGGAUACACACUCAGAGUAACAUCACACAAGCAUCUUGUUCACCUGAGAACAUUACACCAACACAGAAAAUAUCAUGAUUACUAGAUUACAUUGAUAUCGAAGAAGUUAGACUCAUUUCCAAAAUAUGACAUACUCGAACCGACCCCGCCCGCGUAGUAAAUUAAAAGUAAAUUGCCGUAAAGAAUUUAUUAAAAUUGGAAUUGGCCGUUAUUUGAUUUCACAAAAUACUUCGUUGCAAAGUUCAAAAGUUCAUAAUGAGAUUUAUAAACGAGUUUGUAAAGUAUGCAUUUGAUUGGCUUCUUUUACUUCAGGGAUCAAUCAGAGACUUUGUUUACAAAUUGGCUUGUGAAUUCCAAUAUGAACUUCCCAAUCUCGCAACGAACUGGCGAGAUUUGCAACGAAGUUCGGAACAUUUGUGGUCAAAUUUUCGUGAACUUGACAGUAAUGACAUAAACUACUUUAGAUUGUUUUGUCACAUUGCUUUCGGUGCAUGCCGGUGGAUAAUAACACCGAGAUUAAUAACACUGCGAUAAACAAUGCAAUCAUUUCAUAAUUUUUAUAACUAGUUAAAAACUGUGCCGAUCAAACUUCAAUCGCACACUCAGGUCAUGAUGACAGAUUAUCGGCACGAAUACGGGCCCACUAGCUAUCUGCAUGCCCACGUUAGUGCAGAAAUUUUAGAAUCCAAACACAAACUCUAAAUAAACAACGUGAAAAUCUAUAGUUUCUGAGCUAUUAUUUUACAAUGAGCUCUUACUUAUGUUUAAAUGAUGAAGAAAAAGAAGAAAUUGGCUUGGGGAUUAAUUUAAGAAAAAAUUCAAAAUGGCGACUCAACUGAGGAGUGUGAUUCGCUUUUCUUUUUUCACAGUCUCAUGAGGUUUAUCAAAUUAAACGUUUUUUAUAAAUAUUUAAAAAUAAACGCACUAUAAGUUCCCAGCAUUACUUUUGAAUGAAUGUAAUGUGUAAUUUCAAUAAUAAUUACCUUUAGGGAGAGGUUAUUGUAACUUUAAUCGUACAUUUUUGGUAACAAUAUUUAGAACACUGCUGUAUCUUAUUCUUAGAUAUUUCCUUACCUUAACAACGGGCAACGACUUGGCAAGCCUAAAAAUUGUCCAGACGCGCUUUACGAAAUGAUGCUCCAGUGUUGGGAAUUUUGUGCCGAAGAUCGACUAAGAUGUCAAGACGUGGUACAGCGUAUUGAGGAGCAGGUGUGCUUGAAUGUGUAUUCUUGAGAAUUUAGUAUUAAACCCACUCUUGAUAUAAGCAUAUUACAAGCAGCAAAGUCCAAUCAAAGCAAGGAAGGAUUUUUUAUACAUUUAUUAGACCUAACAGACUUAAGAUAGAGCAGUUCUGAAAACAAUGGAACUAUCGGCCGUCCGGAUGGAAUAGGGCCUGCGGUCCUGCGUUUCCGCAUUUCCUGCGUUGUCUCUAACCAAUUGAGCUACAGAGAGACAUUUUUCGAGACUCUAAAGCCGGUUUUCCACUAGGCGCAAUUUUGCGCGCGCACACAGGGGGUCCAACUAAGUGCUGUGUUAUGAAUAUGAAU
Molecule: messenger RNA, 12967 nt
Organism: Paramuricea clavata
Lineage: Eukaryota; Metazoa; Cnidaria; Anthozoa; Malacalcyonacea; Plexauridae
Source: the annotation of a GenBank genome assembly